AUGGCGACAGCGAUGGCGGCCGCGGCAGCGCGGGCCCGGCGGCGGCACCGCGGAACAAUGACAGCACCGCGCCUGCGCCGGCCCGCCCCGCGCCCAGCCCGCGGCCAACGGCGGGCGGGGGGCGGGGCCUGGGGAGCUCAGCCAAUGGCGGCGGAGCGCCCGCGGAGGCGGGGCCCCCAUCGCCAUGGGAACGGCGGGGGGGCGGGGCGCGCUGGGCACGGCCCGGGGACAGCGGGGACAGCGCGGGGCGGGGGCUCUGAGGGGCUGACGGGGCUCCGGGCGGGGCCCGACGGGCUGCAGGACAGACCCACUCGGGCCGAGACAGCGCUCAGCUGGGCGGUCCCCGAGAGACCGCGGGUGUCCCAGCCGAGCCGUGCCCCGGACAUCGGGCACCGAAGUUCCUGCCGAGGCCCCCGCAGGUACCGGCCCCGCUCCCCUCCCUCCGGGCCGGUGGAGCCCGCGCCGAGCCCCGUGCCCCGUGCCCGGUACCGCGGAGAGGCGGAUCAUCAAAGCACUAACUGUAUUUUUCUUCUAACUUUUCCUUCCCCUCAGGGCACAGAUAUUUCUCUGCCAGGUUACAAAAAAGCAGUUCUCUGGAUUGCAGAAAUCAGCUCCCAGUUCCAGCUUUACCCAUAAACGUUCGCCUUAGCCACCAGCAUCUUUAACAGGCUGUUGGCAUCAGUAAAGGCCCAAUUAAAAUAUCUGCAGUGCAUUCCAAUUUCCUGCCUUGUCCUUGCAGCAAAAACUAAUGAAGAUGAGGUAAUACCAUCAGUGCAGACGCUAGCGGUGCAGAGCAGAUGUAAGCACUCUCCAGCCGAGAUCUUGAGAAUGGAAAGAAUUAUACUGGAUAAGCUUCAGUGGGAUCUUUACACAGAAACACCAAUGGAUUUCUUAAACAUUUUCCAUGCCAAGGUGAUGUCCAGCUGGCCCCAUCUCCCACCCAGACUGCCUCAGAGGAAUCCUUCCCUCCACGUUGCACUCUUGACCAAGCAGCUGCAGCACUGUAUGGCCUGCCACCAACUUGUGCAGUUUAAGGGCUCCACGUUGGUUUUGGUGAUCAUCACCUUGGAGCUGGAGAGGCAGACUCCUGGUUGGUUUGUUGUUAUUACUGAUCUGCUAAAAAAAGCACAGGUGAACAGCACUGAAUUCAUCCACUGAAAAGAGCUUGUGGAUCUCAAGUUAAUGUGCUUGCAGCCACCCAAUCCUGUUCAUAUUUUCUAUCCCAUCAGCCAAGCUGUGCUGGGCCAUCCCAAGGCAAGGCUACCCUGCCAUCUCCCUUCUGAACAGAAAAGUUCCCAACAAGGGAGGUUGAGGGUUGCUGAAAGCCAGCCUGUUUCACUUACAACACCUUUCACACCUGCUACAGCCCAAAUUCCUGAUCAAACCGCUGAGACUGAAGAAUGCUGGGAUGGAUUCAGACACCUGCACAGUGAGGAAGGGGAAGGGAGUGCUGGGAGGAUGAACACAGGAGGCUCGUGCCCUCAGCUGAGCUGCCCCUGUCCUCCCCUACAGCCACCCGAACAGGACUAGUGGAGAAUUACUGCCUUGGAAGCAGCACCUGCAGAACCAGCAGGUCCCAGCAGACAGAACAGCCAAAAACAACAGGGCAAAAGUGUCACUGUGCUUCUCAGAGGAUAAAGACAGUUUGUAUUAUCAGUC
This is a messenger RNA of Taeniopygia guttata (zebra finch), 1659 nucleotides long. NCBI's taxonomy places the organism in Eukaryota, Metazoa, Chordata, Aves, Passeriformes, Estrildidae. The record is from RefSeq and is a predicted model, not a curated record.